Molecule: messenger RNA, 1703 nt
Organism: Sarcophilus harrisii (Tasmanian devil)
Lineage: Eukaryota; Metazoa; Chordata; Mammalia; Dasyuromorphia; Dasyuridae
Gene: TASL
Product: chromosome 3 CXorf21 homolog
Exons: 3
Coding region: 300-1202 (300 amino acids)
Biological process (GO): regulation of toll-like receptor signaling pathway
Source: RefSeq, a predicted model, not a curated record
UUCCCAUUGCUGCUAUAACAAAAUCAAAAUUAGACACCGAGAACUAUUUCCAUGUGGGUAGUUACAAAAAGAGGAGCAAUAUACUAAACAACUUGAAUUUUCUUCUUAUUUUGUUAGCAAAAACAUCAACUCAAAAAAGGCUUGCAAAUAUUCAGGAAUAAAAAGAGCAACUGAACUUCUCUCCAUGAGCAAUUGUUUCUGUAGUGCCUCAGAACCUGUUAGACUGGAAAAGUUCUGGAACCUGAGGUUCCAAGAGGAUAAAUCACUUUCCUAGAGUCAUAGAGCUACUCUUUCUAGGAAUGCUUUCAGAAGCAUAUCUCUUUGGAAUUGCCUACUGGUCUGACAACCACCUAACUUAUACUCCUAAUGAUGAGCAAGUUGCUGAGGAAAAGACAAUAGAGAUGAACUCAACUAGCAGUAUCUCCUGUUCAUCUGCAGAUGAAGCACAAGACAAAAGUCUUCACUGGAGAUGCAAAUCUCCUGGAAAUUUUAUUUCAUCAAUGUGUUCAGGAGAAAGUCAGCAUAACAGGAAGCAAAAAGUGACAGUGCUGGAAUCAAGUCACAAUUCUCUCCUUGAAUGGCAAACUUCUGCUGGGGUUGAAGACUGUGGAGACUCCAAUAUAAGUAGAGAAACCUAUUUAGUUCCUCCUUCUUGUAAAAGUAUUUGCAAGAAUUAUAAUGAUUUACAUAUUGCUGGGGGCCAAGUCAUGGCCAUCAAUUUAACUGCAGCAGAUUCAACUUUGGAGAGCAGCUUUGAAUUUGGCCCACUAUUGAAAUCUUCAGAAAUUCCUUUGCCUAUGGAGGAUUCUAUCUCAACUCAGUUGAGUGAUUUGCCUUGUAAACCCCUUCAAAGACACUCAUCUUACUGGAGAAUAACUAGUAUCAAGGACAAAAGUAUUAUACCACUUCAGAAGCCUCUUUCUAAUGCCAUGCUGAAUGAAUAUUUGGAGCAGAAAGUAAUGGAAUUGUAUAAACAGUAUUUCAUGGACACUGUAUUUCAUGACAGUUCUCCUAUUCAAAUUCUGGGCUCAGAGCUCAUCAUGACAAGUGUGGAUCAAAUCAGCCUACAGAUAUCUCGGGAGAAAAACUUAGAGGCUGUGAAGGCCAAGGAUAUGGUUAUUAACUGCCUCUUACGACUAGUAUCCACUGAAAUCAGUACCCCUAGUCUGCAUAUUUCCCAAUACAGCAAUGUGAAUCUAUGAAAAAGAUAUAUUGAUUCCUCUUACAAUCAAAUUCAAAGCUGUAUUUAUUUUUUUUUCUGAAAGAGGGAAAAAGGUAGUAGGAGAGUAUGGUUCAAAUCAGAGUAGUUACAUAUAAUGUGUCUCAGAUGUGGAAUGAAGGACAAAAAAGGAUGAUAAUUAAAUGUAGAAAGAAUGCUAGGAAAACAUAAUGAACCAUUAAAAAACCCAAGUACAAUAGCUUAAACAAGAUAAAGACAACUGAAUAAAAGGAAAAAAUAAAUGUCAAGCUUGUGUAAUAUUUCUAGAGAAGAAGAAUAAAUCAGUGAUCAAAGGAAAACAAAAAGAAAAUGUUCUUAUUUUUCAAGUUAAAGGAUUAUCUGUAUUUUGCCCAGGAAAAUUUUCUGGUGGGAAGGGGGUAUAAUAGAGGGUAUUGAUGAAUAUUGAAAAAUAUAGAAAGAAAACUGCUAGGAUAGGCAUAGGUUAGCACUAUUGUAAAAAGAGAGAGAGAGAGAGAGAGAGAGA